Dentiscutata heterogama is the source of this 974-nucleotide messenger RNA. The record is from the annotation of a GenBank genome assembly. Lineage: Eukaryota; Fungi; Glomeromycota; Glomeromycetes; Diversisporales; Gigasporaceae.
UAAUUUUACUUCAAAUGAUUCUAUCUAAUGAAAAUAUAAGAUUCAUGGAAUCAAAUGAUUCCUAUUUGAAUAAAGAUACCGUUUAUUUGAGUCAAGAUACGUUAAAUGAUUCUGUAGUUUAUGAAAACAAAGACAUCCCUGAUCCAACAUCACCUUAUAUUCCCAAAAGUUUUGUAAUUGCUCUAAGAAAUUAUAUAUCGGGUGUACAGUCUUCCUCAAUUCCUCACUCACAGGAACGUAUGUGUGAUUUUAAAAAUACAAUCACUUUUGGAACUUUGGGUACUGAGGAUUGUUCAAGACAAGUUUCGGGAAUGAUUCAAGAUUUUGAUUUACUUAUCGGUCCUGCUAUCACUAAUUAUCAAAUGUCACGAACAAAAUGGGCUACUUGUUCAACAAUGAUUAUUAUCGUUACUUGCGUUAUGAUUAUUCUCUUAAGAAACGUCUGGUUGAUUUUCUUUGGUGGUCUCACACAAACUCAACGCGUUGUUGUAAGAUGUCGCUUUAUUCAUCCUUUAAUUAAUACUUGUUCUUAUGCCUCGAUUCCUUUAUCAUGUAUGACCACUUUUAUUAGUUACCUGAAUAGCAUUCUUAUCCCAUCCAUUUCCAUUGCAAGUGUCAUAAGCAAUUUACCUUUCUUUGACAAAUUUAUGACUCGUACAAAAUUUUACAACGACAAUUCUUCCGUGAAGGUUUUAAUCUGGCCGCUACUUAUAGUCAUUAUUUCAUUCUUUGCAUUCUGUGCAUAUGAUCAUUCCUCUGAUGAUCACCCUUUCGGCAAGCAAGUUUACGUUGAAAAGUACAUGCCUAUUCCUAAAGAUUACAAACCUGUCACCCCCGUUGUGCUUCCGGAAGAAGACUAUACUUAUGAUAAAAUUUAUUCUCAUUUUCGUGGUGUUUUGGACUGUCGAUUUAUUAGCAUUGAACACUCACGUGCUGUUAAGGGGUUUAUUCUUGAUGCUGAAUGUGAUUAUUAA